Molecule: messenger RNA, 1188 nt
Organism: Rattus norvegicus (Norway rat)
Lineage: Eukaryota; Metazoa; Chordata; Mammalia; Rodentia; Muridae
Gene: Ubtfl1
Product: upstream binding transcription factor like 1
Exons: 1
Coding region: 1-1188 (395 amino acids)
Cellular component (GO): nucleus
Molecular function (GO): DNA binding
Source: RefSeq, marked validated
AUGGCAUCACUUGACAACAAAUCCCUAUGGUCUGAAAUUGACAUUCUGAAGUUGCUAGAAUGCAUGAAGAAAAAUAUCACAUCAGAUGACUCCAGAGACUUCAAAGCCAGCCAGGCAGACCUAGACUGGAACAAUAUAGCUUUUGGACGGUUUUCAGGUGAAAUGUGCAAACAGAAAUGGAUGGAGAUUUCUUGUAAAUUAAGGAAGUUCCGCACACUGACAGAAUUAGUGCUGGAAGCUAAGGAACUGUGGACAAGAGCUCACAAAAAUAACACAAUCAAGCACAAUCCUGACAGACCCAAAAGACCCUUGACUGCCUAUCUGCGCUUUUACAGGGAGCAUAGAGCCAAAUACUGUCAGAUGUACCCUAGGUACACCAACGCACAGCUGACCAAAGUUCUCGCUGAAGAAUACCGUCAGCUGCCAGCUGAGGCAAAAGAGAGAUAUGUCCAGGAUUUCAAGAAAGAGAAGCGAGCCUUUCAGGAAAAGAUGGCUCAAUUAAAGAAAAAACAUCCUUUUUCAGGGCAUCCUAAGAAAUCUGUGGUACCACGGAGUCACCAAACCAAAGACUCUAAGAAGUCACAAGGAGAUAUGAAAACUGUAAAGCCUCUUCUAAACACAGAAAUCCCCAAAACAUUUUCCUUGGCUAUGCAAUUUCAGGGAGAACCCAGGAAACCUCCUAUGACUGCAUAUCACAAAUUUCAUCAAGAUUCAUGGUCAAGUCCAGAACUGAGGCAUUUGUCCUUUAAGGAGCGUUGGGUAGAGAUUAGCAGGCUUUGGCAUCGAGUCCCGGAGGAGAUGAAGGAGCAUUAUAGCAGGCAGGCUGUGGAGCUACAGAAACAAUACUGGAUGAAGCUGGACCUCUGGCUCAAGGGACUGUCUCCAGCGGAAUGCGCUGCAUACAAAAAGGCAAGGGCCACCUGGGGUAAGGGAAAGAUCAAGCUCAUGUCUGGAGACAGAAGCCCCAAGUUUGAACGAACAGAAGAUCUGCAGUCUGCCUCAGAAAAGGGGCUUCAAGCAAAGCCUGGAGAGGUAGAGGAGCUGCUAGAUUGGAGGACAAAUUCCUCAGAGACUAAUAUUGGCCAUCAUGGUGACUUCCAGGCAUCCAUGGAAGAUAUGACAGAUGACAGUGAGGAUGAAAGCUCUAGCAACGCCUCAGAUUCGAGCAGUACAGAUGAAGACGAUUAA